AUGCCCAGGACCAGAGAAAGCAGCCAUCAAGGAUCAUCAUCUCAUCCUUCCCACACCUCCAGAGCUCAGCUCACCUUUUCUGUGAGCCUGGUGGAACACCACCUGAGGGAGAGCAGUCAUGCUCCAUGGCUGAGUGAAGGGUCACCCAUCUUCCUGACUGCCAUCCUGGAGUUCCUGAUCCAUAGACUUCUGAAACUGGCAGGCAAUGAGGUUCAACACAGAAGUGCCCAGAGGCUCAUUACUCCAGAGCUCAUGGACAUGGCUGUCUACAAUAGAACACAACUCAGCGACCUGUUCCAAUUCAUCAUUAUCUCCAAGGUGACCCCAGCUCAUUAA
Arvicola amphibius (Eurasian water vole) is the source of this 336-nucleotide messenger RNA. RefSeq names its product histone H2A-Bbd type 2/3-like. The record is from RefSeq and is a predicted model, not a curated record. Lineage: Eukaryota; Metazoa; Chordata; Mammalia; Rodentia; Cricetidae. The coding region runs from base 1 to 336 and encodes 111 amino acids. Gene Ontology annotation, molecular function: DNA binding; protein heterodimerization activity; structural constituent of chromatin. Gene Ontology annotation, cellular component: nucleosome. The transcript has a single exon.